Archocentrus centrarchus (flier cichlid) is the source of this 4313-nucleotide messenger RNA. It is a transcript of the gene atp10b, whose product is annotated as ATPase phospholipid transporting 10B. Gene Ontology annotation, biological process: phospholipid translocation. The record is from RefSeq and is a predicted model, not a curated record. Bases 113 to 4066 code for a protein of 1317 amino acids. Gene Ontology annotation, cellular component: plasma membrane. Lineage: Eukaryota; Metazoa; Chordata; Actinopteri; Cichliformes; Cichlidae. Gene Ontology annotation, molecular function: magnesium ion binding; ATP binding; ATPase-coupled intramembrane lipid carrier activity. The transcript has 21 exons.
GAAGGAAAGACAGAGCCUGGGGAGAGUCUGUUUAACUCAUAGAGCUGUGGGCUUUCAGAGGAUGGGAAGGACAAGUUGGUGAGAAGAGGAAAAGGAAAACAGACGGGCAAUCAUGACAUGGAAGAGCCCCGUGGCCCUGGUGAGGGAAGCUCUGCAAGGUCAAAGGGCACGGGAGAAGGACCUCCGCAGUUUGAUGUCUAAUCUACCUUAUGAGGGACUCGAGAAGGGAAAGCAACCUAACCACUACUUCCCAUCAAAUGCCAUCAAAACCACAAAAUACAGCCUCCUCUUAUUCAUCCCCAUGAACCUUUAUGAGCAGUUUCACCGUCUGGCUAACAUCUACUUUGUGGGCCUGGCUAUUCUGAACUUUAUCCCUGUGGUGAAUGCCUUCCAGCCAGAGGUAGCCCUGAUCCCAAUCUGUAUCAUCUUGUCUCUGACCGCUCUGAAGGACGCCUGGGAAGACUUCAGGAGGUACCAGUCGGACAAGAAGCUUAACAACACACCGUGUUUCAUCUACAGCAGGAAAGAGAAGCAGUUUGUGGAGAGACGCUGGAAGGAUGUGCGAGUGGGAGAUUUUGUGAAGGUGGUUUGCAAUGAGACCAUCCCUGCAGACCUCCUCCUACUUUACACAUCAGACCCCAAUGGUGUGUGUCUCAUAGAGACAGCCAACCUGGAUGGAGAGACCAACCUGAAGCAAAGGACGGCUGUAUCUGGAGUCUGCAACUCGAAUCCAGAAUUUGAGCCUGAAAGCUUCAACGGCAUCGUGGUGUGUGAAAAGCCCAACAACAACCUGAAUCAUUUCAAGUGUUACAUAGAGAAACCUGAUAACCAGAAAGUGGGAGCUGGAAUUGAAAGUCUGCUGCUGCGAGGCUGCACAGUGAGAAACACAGACCAUGCUGUUGGCUUUGUGGUAUAUGCAGGCCAUGAAACCAAGUCCAUGCUCAACAACAGCGGGCCAAGAUACAAGCGCAGCAAACUCGAGCGGAGGCUGAACAUAGACGUCUUCUUCUGCUUCAUUCUCCUCUUUGCUAUGUGUCUCAUCGGAGCACUAGGUCACUUCAUAUGGCUUUAUGAUUUGCCUAGCGUGCCCCCUUACCUGGUACCCCCUGCCAACGGUCACCUGGACAGUCCCAAUCUUUCUAGUUUCUACAUGUUCUUCACCAUGAUCAUCCUGCUGCAGAUCCUGAUUCCUAUCUCUCUGUACGUUUCCAUUGAGCUGGUCAAAAUUAGCCAGAUUUUCUUGAUCACUAAUGACAUUGAUCUGUACGAUGAAGAGACCGACAGUCGCAUACAGUGCAAGGCUCUGAACAUCACAGAGGACCUGGGGCAGAUUGAAUACAUCUUCUCAGACAAAACGGGCACCCUCACUGAGAACAAGAUGGUGUUUCGGAGAUGCUCCAUCAUGGGCACUGAGUAUCCACACAAAGAGAACGCCAUCCGCCUGGCUGUCCUGAAUGAGCCAGAGUCAGAAGAGGAGGUCAUCUACAACCAGGAUCUACAACAUCUACCGACUGGUUGGUCCUUGGAAAGUGAGGAAGCCAACUCCGAAGACACGCAUCGCCACGGCAGCCGACGCAAAAGCAAAGUCUUGGGAACUACCCAGAGUGACGUGGCCUUCAGCAGCCCACUGGAAACUGAGGUGAUUCCAGACAGGAAGCUGCUUCAGCAGAUUAGCAGGACGGGGAGCAGCAGCCGCUGCCAGAAGAUAGAUCCUUACCUGGAAUUUUUUCUGGCUCUCACUAUUUGCAACACAGUGGUGGUUUCCAUGGCAACAACUCAGAGGCGGAGGGUGAGUGUCUCUCCAAAAGCCGGCCAGACAAAUAAUCCGCUGGAAACUUUGUCCAGCUUGGUGAAAAAUACCGGGAACAUCUUUAAAUGCUGCAAGCGCAAACCCAAGAGAAACCGUACCUUCACAAUGGACUCAGACGACCAAUUUCAACCCUCUGUAAAAAUGGAGGAGCCUGGUACCAGUGGGCUUCAGCCAUGCUCACUCCAUGCUGCAUCCCUGCAUGACAAGCAUCCACUGACCUCAGACAAUCUGAGAUAUGAGGCAGAGAGUCCAGAUGAGGCCGCCUUGGUCUAUGCAUCCAAGGCAUAUGGCUUCACUCUACUGGCCCGCACCCCUGACAGCGUGACAGUGAGGCUACCUUCUGGUGAGGUGCUGGUUUUUGAGGUGCUGGACACCUUGACUUUUGACUCCAACAGGAAGAGAAUGUCUGUUUUGGUACGACACCCAAUCACCAAAGAGUAUGUGUUGUAUACUAAAGGCGCAGACUAUGCCAUUAUGGAGUUACUUGGUACACCCUAUGCAGAGCACUUCAGUGGCAAUGAGAAAAAUAUAGCAGCUGUUACUCAGCGUCAUCUCGACUGCUAUGCUAAGGAGGGGCUCCGCACACUGUGCAUCGCAAAGAAGGUUGUGAGUGAAGCCGUGUAUAAACACUGGUUAGUGGAGAGACAACGCGCUUUGACUGCUAUUGACAACAGAGAGGUGCUCAUCAUGGACACUGCUGUGCAGCUAGAGACAAAUCUCACCCUGCUAGGAGCUACAGGCAUUGAAGACCGUCUGCAGGAGAACGUCCCAGACACCAUCAUGGCACUGCGACAGGCUGGGAUCAAGGUGUGGGUGCUGACAGGUGACAAGCCGGAGACAGCUGUCAACAUUGGCUAUGCUUGCAGGCUCCUAGAAGAUGAAGACCUGGUGAUAAACAUGAGCUGCAAAGACAAGAUCACAUGUAGGGCCAUCCUGGACUGCACUCUGGAAGAAGUGAGGAGGUACAACUCUGACCCUCGUAAUGUGGAUACCACCCUGAACAUCUCUCUGGUGAUUGACGGACGCACCCUGACCAUGGCUUUGUCUCCGGACCUGCGUGGCAACUUUGUGGACCUGGCGAAGCACUGCCGCUCCGUGCUCUGCUGUAGAGUCACGCCGUUACAGAAGAGCAGAGUGGUGAAAGUGAUCAGGGAGAAUCUCAAGGUCAUGACACUCGCUGUUGGUGAUGGUGCAAAUGAUGUCAAUAUGAUCCAAGCAGCUGACAUUGGCAUUGGGAUAUCCGGGCAGGAGGGGAUGCAGGCAGUCAUGGCCAGUGAUUUUGCCAUAUCUCGCUUCAAACACCUGAAAAAACUUCUCCUGGUCCACGGACACUGGUGCUACACUCGACUGGCCAACAUGAUCAUUUAUUUCUUCUAUAAGAACGUGGCCUACGUAAACCUGCUGUUCUGGUAUCAGUUCUUCUGUGGAUUCUCUGGCAGUACCAUGAUCGACUACUGGCUGCUGAUUUUCUUCAACCUUUUCUUCACCUCUCUGCCACCCAUAAUGUUUGGAAUCAUGGACAGAGACAUCUCAGCAGAGAUGCUGCUGGGUGUGCCUGAGCUGUACAAGACUGGGCAGGGCGAAGGGGAUUACAGGUUUACAACUUUCUGGGUUUCCAUCCUCGAUGCCUUCUAUCAGAGUCUGGUGUGCUUCUUUAUUCCAUAUUUUGUCUACCAGGAUUCAGACAUUGAUAUGUUCACUUUUGGAACUCCUUUAAACACAACUGCUUUAUUCACCAUCCUGCUGCAUCUGUCAAUAGAGAUCAAAUCCUGGACGGUGGUCCACUGGGUAGUCAUGCUGGGCAGUGUGUUAUUCUACUUCAUCGUGACACUCGCUUACAGCGCAACCUGUGUUACCUGCAACCCUCCCUCCAAUCCAUACUGGGUCCUCCAGAACCAGAUGGCGGACCCCAUGUUCUACCUUAUCUGCAUCCUCUCCACUGUGGUGGCUCUCCUGCCCAGGUACACUUUUCACGUGCUGCAGAACUCUAUCGCCCUCUCCCCGCUCAUAGAGGCUAAGCAUCUGGACCGACUGGACCCCUCCAUGAGAGAAGAGUGGAUGAAGGAGUGGAGGAGCUACAGGGGCGGAGGGCAGGUCCAACGCUCUACACUGUCUACCCCACCCUCUCCCACCCUGGAGAACCCUGUGGACAUUUUCUCUGAGUCUCUCGCUGUCUCUGAUAUCAUGGGGGAUGAUUUCACACUGAAUGUCAUGACUAAAAACUAUCAAAGGCCUGCAGACACACAGGCAACAUGAAGGGAAAAGGAACGCUAUGAUGAUAAUUUAUUCAGAAAAUUGCACAUACAUGAACUUGCUCAUGAGUGGAUAUAUCCCUGAAUACAUUAAUGUUUCAUUUUUGAAAUGCAAUCAGGGAGAUACUCUUGCUCUCUAACUGGAGUUUAUUUCGCAAUAAACUACGUGACAGAAGCAUGUGGGCCCUCUUUUCCUUCCUCUCCUCCUAACAAAGUAACACAUAAGCCUGUUAGUUUCCUGAUGGGUUUUC